CGGCGGCUCAACGGCGCGGCGGGACCAUGGCGAGCGACGGGGGUUCGAGCGGCUCCUCGGCGGCCCCGCGGCCGCUCCACUCUGCGCAGGCGGUGGACGUGGCCUCGGCCUCCAACUUCCGGGCUUUCGAGAUGCUGCACUUGCACCUGGACCUGCGGGCCGAGUUCGGGCCUCCGGGCCCGGGCCCCGGGAGCAGGGGCCUGAGCGGCACGGCGGUCCUGGACCUGCGCGGCCUGCUGCCCCAGGGCGCCACCGAGCUGCGGCUCGACGCGCACCCGUGCCUGGAGGUGACGGCGGCCACGCUGCGGCGGCUGCGGCCCGGCCCGGGGGAGCCGCCCGCCGAGCCCGUGCCCUUCCACGCGCAGCCCUUCUCGCACUACGGCCAGGCCCUGUGCGUGGCCCUGCCGCGGCCCUGCCCGCCCGGCGAGCGCUUCCAGGUUCUGCUCACCUACCGCGUCGGGGAGGGACCCGGGGUUUGCUGGUUGGCUCCUGAGCAGACAGCAGGAAAGGAGAAGCCUUUUGUCUAUACCCAGGGUCAGGCUGUCCUAAACCGGGCCUUCUUCCCUUGCUUUGACACUCCUGCAGUGAAAUGCAGAUAUUCUGCUCUUGUUGAGGUCCCAGAUGGCUUCACAGCUGUGAUGAGUGCUAGCACCUGGGAGAAGAGAGGUCCUAAUAAGUUCUUCUUCCAGAUGUGUCAGCCCAUCCCCUCCUAUCUGAUAGCCUUGGCCAUCGGAGAUCUGGUUUCGGCUGAAGUUGGACCCAGGAGCUGGGUGUGGGCUGAGCCCUGCCUGAUUGACGCUGCCAAGGAGGAGUACAAUGGAGUGAUAGAAGAAUUUCUGGCAACAGGAGAAAAACUCUUUGGACCCUACGUCUGGGGAAGAUAUGACCUGCUCUUCAUGCCACCAUCCUUUCCAUUUGGAGGAAUGGAGAACCCUUGUCUGACCUUUGUCACCCCCUGCCUGCUAGCAGGGGACCGCUCCUUGGCCGAUGUCAUCAUCCACGAGAUCUCCCACAGUUGGUUUGGGAACCUGGUCACCAAUGCCAACUGGGGUGAAUUCUGGCUCAAUGAAGGUUUCACCAUGUAUGCUCAGAGGAGGAUCUCCACUGUCCUCUUUGGCUCUGCCUACACCUGCUUGGAAGCUGCCACGGGGCGGGCCCUGCUUCAGCAGCACAUGGAGGUCACUGGCGAGGAACACCCACUCAACAAGCUCCGCGUGAAGAUCGAACCAGGUGUCGACCCGGAUGAUACCUACAACGAGACCCCCUACGAGAAGGGCUUCUGCUUUGUGUCAUACCUGGCCCACUUGGUGGGUGAUCAGGAUCGGUUUGACACUUUUCUCAAGGCCUAUGUUAAUGAAUUCAAAUUCCAAAGUAUCUUAGCUGAGGACUUUCUAGAAUUCUACUUGGAAUACUUCCCUGAGCUGAAGGAAAGGAGAGUGGAUUCCAUUCCAGGCCUUGAGUUUGAUCGGUGGUUGAAUAGCCCUGGCUGGCCCCCCUACCUCCCCGACCUCUCCCCCGGGGACUCCCUCAUGAGGCCUGCCGAGGAGCUGGCCCAGCAGUGGGCGACCGAGGAGCUGGACAUGGGGGCCAUCGGAGCUGUGGCCAUCUCCACCUGGAAGACCUACCAGCUGGUUUAUUUCCUCGAUAAGAUCCUCCAGAGGUCCCCUCUGCCUCCGGGGAAUGUGAAAAAACUGGCAGAGACCUACCCGAACGUCUCAAACUCCCGGAACGCGGAGCUCCGGCUCCGAUGGGGCCAGAUCGUCCUUAAGAAUGACCACCAGGAGGAUUUCUGGAAGGUGAAGGAAUUUCUCCAGAGCCAGGGGAAGCAGAAGUAUACCCUCCCGCUGUACCGCGCCAUGAUGGGGGGCAGCGGGGAGGCCCAGGCCCUCGCCAGGGAGACCUUCGCGGCCACUGCCAAGCAGCUCCACAGCAACGUCGUCAACUAUGUCCAGCAGAUCGUGGCGCCCGUGGCCACAUAGAGGCUCGCGGCCCGGCCGCUGCGUCUCCAGGCUUUCCCACAUUGCGGUUCUCCGGCCCACGUCCCCGUGUUUACUCCCCCGCGCGGAAGCCUGUUCCCUGGGCUUGGGUGUCGGUGGUGCUUGGCCUCUGCUCUGCUGGAAACUUCUCUGGACCAGCCGGUCCCGAGGCCAGAGAACCUUCCAGGGCUCUGGCUGCGGCUCCUGGCUCUGGUGAGGUCCCCGUCUUCUCCCUCCUCCCCACUCCCUGGAAGGAGCAGAGACGAUUUUCUUAUCCUACCCCUGCCCUCCCCUCCCCUCCUCUCCCCUGCCCUCCCUUGCUCUCCCCUCUCCUGCUUUCCCCUCUUCUCCCCUUUUAUUUUCUUUUCUGAUUCUUGAAAUACUAUGCAAGGGGCUAUAAGUUUAAUCUUUAUUUUAAUAAACAUUUUUAAGUGACAAUUAUCUAA
Molecule: messenger RNA, 2422 nt
Organism: Canis lupus familiaris (dog)
Lineage: Eukaryota; Metazoa; Chordata; Mammalia; Carnivora; Canidae
Gene: RNPEP
Product: arginyl aminopeptidase
Exons: 11
Coding region: 27-1979 (650 amino acids)
Biological process (GO): proteolysis
Molecular function (GO): metalloaminopeptidase activity; zinc ion binding
Source: RefSeq, a predicted model, not a curated record